Messenger RNA from Aspergillus puulaauensis, 1557 nucleotides. Its product is annotated as unc-93 family MFS transporter. The record is from RefSeq and is a predicted model, not a curated record. The transcript has 4 exons. Gene Ontology annotation, molecular function: transmembrane transporter activity. The coding region runs from base 1 to 1557 and encodes 518 amino acids. NCBI's taxonomy places the organism in Eukaryota, Fungi, Ascomycota, Eurotiomycetes, Eurotiales, Aspergillaceae. Gene Ontology annotation, biological process: transmembrane transport.
AUGGCAAGCACCAAUGAGAAGGGUGCUCCGGAGAGCAGUGCCGAUCCUCAAAUUGUUCAGGACAACAGUGUGGUUGGAAAGGCUUGGAUGUACAAGCCCUUGAAACUUGGUCCUUGGAAGUUGCCUCACUUCGCUUCUCCUCAAGUCCAGUUGAUUCUGGUUUCCUUCGUUUGUUUUCUCUGCCCCGGCAUGUACAAUUCCGUCACAGGUUUAGGUGGCGCUGGUCAACUCAACUUGUCCGAUGUCAGUAAAUCCAACACGGCUACAUACAGUACUUUUGCCGUCGUCGGUUUCUUUGCCGGUUCCAUCGCUAACCGCAUUGGCCUGCAAUUGACUCUUUCGUUCGGUGGUUUUGGAUAUUUCCUCUAUGUCGCUUCUCUCCUGUCCUACAACCACAACGGAAAUUCCGGUUUCCUGAUUUUUGCCGGUGCGUUGUUGGGUGUUUGCGCCGGUCUGCUAUGGUGUGCCCAGGGUGCUGUCAUGAUGAGCUACCCGAACGAGCAUGAGAAGGGCAAAUAUAUCUCUAUUUUUUGGAUCAUUUUCAACCUGGGAGGCGUGAUUGGAGGUUUGAUCCCACUUGGUGAGAAUAUAAAUCAAAAGGAUGCUGGCAACGUCAACGAUGGGACAUAUAUUGCUUUCAUGGUUCUCAUGGUUGCCGGGUUUAUUCUCGCCUGGGGCCUCGCAGACUCAAAGUACAUUGUGCGAACUGAUGGCACGCGUGUUAUCACCAUGAAGAACCCCACCUGGAAGUCUGAACUGAUUGGUUUAUACGAGACUUUACUGAGCGACUGGUACAUCAUCACGUUUUUCCCCAUGUUCUUGGCUAGUAACUGGUUUUACGGCUACCAUUUCAACUCCAUCAACGGUUCUUACUUCUCCGUCCGCACUCGAGCCCUCAACAGUAUCUUGUACUGGUCCAUGCAAAUGGUUGGCGCCUUUUUGUUUGGCCUGAUUUUGGACUUAAAAUUCCUCAAGCGGCCUGCUCGUGCCAAGCUCAUUUGGUUUCUCUUGUUCGCACUCACCAUGGGUGUCUGGGGAGGUGGGUAUGCCUUCCAGAGAACCUACACCCGCGAGGACGUCCACUCCGAGGACCCCUCGAAGUUGCGUGAAGCUACGGACUGGACUAGCAGCGGCUUCAUUGGGCCAAUGUUUAUGUACAUGUUUUACGGGUUUUACGAUGCUGCAUUUCAAACAUGCGCCUACUGGUUCAUGGGCUGCCUAUCGAACAACGGUCGUAAACUAGCCAAUUUUGCGGGUUUCUACAAGGGAAUCCAAUCUGCAGGUGCGGCAGGGAUGUGGGCGAUGGACUUUAACAACAAGCCGUACAUGACCAUGUUUGCGUCGUGCUGGGGUUUGCUCGGUGCUGCUCUCUUAAUUGCUGCUCCGGUCAUCUUCUUUAGGAUUAAGGAGCAUACUGAGCUAGAGGAGGACCUGAAGUUCUCCGACGAGGCUGCCGCAGAUGUCAUCGGCCUUGAUUUGGUUGCUCAGUCGCAGCCCGAGUAUCAAGAACGGCAAGAAUCUACUCCCGAAAAAAAGAGGAGUCCUUCUGAUGCUUGA